AUGGCGGAGGUAAUUCGAGGGCGCGGCGCGCGGCUCGCGCGCCUUCUACUAGUCCACGCGCCCAUCUUCCGCGGGGUCUCCGGCGUCGCCCUGCGGGGCCAGUCGCCUGAAAUUUCAGUCCACGUCCCUCAAGGCGAGUGGGCGGGCCGCGGCGGCCAUGGAGGCGACGCGCAGGUCCUCGCUGAGGCGCGCGCAGACAUGGCGGAGGCAAGGCGUCGAAUGGAUUCGGCGUGGGCCAGUGCGUCGGCCGCGCUCCAGCCCUUGGCAGCUGGCGAGCGUGAGCACCAGUCGAACGUGGCCUUCCUAAGCGCUGGGGCAGCGCCAGUUGACGCGCGCAGAAUCCGGGACGGAACGCUCGUCACGGAGCCACUCCGAAAGCUCCCCAGCGUCGACGUGAAUGUGAUCGUAAAGGAAGACAUCGACCAACUCAGACAAGACGCCGAAUUCACUGGAGCACUGGAAGAAGCCGACCAUCUCCGGGCAGAUUUCCUCCGAUACCUUGACGAUUUGAGAAACGAUUUGGUUUGA
Molecule: messenger RNA, 528 nt
Organism: Prorocentrum cordatum
Lineage: Eukaryota; Dinophyceae; Prorocentrales; Prorocentraceae
Source: the annotation of a GenBank genome assembly